Messenger RNA from Trifolium pratense (red clover), 1755 nucleotides. Its product is annotated as cell cycle checkpoint control protein RAD9A. The transcript has 11 exons. Gene Ontology annotation, biological process: DNA repair; cellular response to ionizing radiation; DNA replication checkpoint signaling. The record is from RefSeq and is a predicted model, not a curated record. Gene Ontology annotation, cellular component: checkpoint clamp complex. Lineage: Eukaryota; Viridiplantae; Streptophyta; Magnoliopsida; Fabales; Fabaceae. Bases 62 to 1417 code for a protein of 451 amino acids.
UCCCCCUUCUUCUUCCCGCCACUCUGCGUCAGUUCAGAGAGCGAAAUCGUAUAUCGGAGAAAUGGAGUUGACGUUAAGCGAUAACUCUCUCAAAACCUUUGCACGAUGCAUCACGUGCCUCGCACGCAUCGGAAACGAACUCUCAAUUCAAGCUUCUUCUUCUCAGCUUCUUUUCCACACAAUCAAUUCAUCACGAUCUGCAUAUCAAUCCAUCAAUUUCAAACCUAGUUUCUUUGACGUCUACACAGUUUCCAGUAAUCUCGUGCAAUGUAGUGUGCUUCUCAAGGCUGUUUGUGCUGUUCUUCGGACACCUAUUGCAAAUAUUGAUCAUUUGACCGUGAAACUACCCGAGCCGGAUUCUCUCAAAGUUCAGUGGAUUCUAGAUUGCUACAGUGGUAUGAGAAAAACCUAUUGGAUUACUUGCAAUGUUGAACCUGACAUACAACACUUGUCCCUUGAUAGACAAAAGUUUCCAAGCAACUUUGUCGUGAGGCCUCGUGACCUGAACAGGUUACUUGCUAAUUUUCAGUCAUCUCUUCAAGAAAUCACUAUCAUUGCAACAGAAGCCGCUUCUUUACCUCCUGAUUCUGCAAAUGAAAUUGGUGGAAAGGCCGUUGAACUUCGAAGUUAUAUUGACCCAACCAAAGACAAUGAUUCAUUGCUACACACCCAACUGUGGAUAGAUCCUAAAGAGGAAUUUUUGCAGUAUGUUCACACAGGGGACCCUGUAGAUGUGACUUUCAGUGUAAAAGAACUUAAGGCAUUUCUUUCAUUUUGCGAGGGCUGUGAAAUUGAUAUCCAUUUACAUUUUGAGAAAACUGGCGAACCGAUUCUCAUGGCACCAAAAUUUGGUUUGGAAGAUGGCUCCCACUCAAAUUUUGAUGCCACCCUUGUACUGGCAACCAUGUUAACAUCUCAGCUUCAUGAAGGCGCUGCAUCAGAACCUCCAGUGGUGUCUAACAGAACACAUGCUCGAACUGAAGAAAGAAAUGAAUCCCCCUUGCAGCAAGAGAACUGCAGAACGAAUGCAUCAGAACUUCAAUCUGACCACACCCGUAUUUGGUCAGACCUCUCAGCACCUGCAGUUAGAAAUAAUAGUGUUAUGGAAGAAAGGCAAGUGCAAGAAGAAACAACUUUGAAUGAUAAUGAACAGAGAGAAAUUCAAAGGAUUAGUACAGUGCAAAUUACAAGAGGAAAAUUAGUUGCAGGAAACAAUCCCAGUGGUUCCAAUUUCUGCCAACCAACUGAAAAUGAUCAUGUACAAAUUCCUCAAGAUAUGUUGCCAAAUAAUGGUCAAGCAUUUUCACAGCAUCAUCCCAGUAACUGGGUAGAUGCUGAAGAUGAUGACGAUGAAGAUGACGCUGAUGAGGAUGAGCAGUGCAUUCAGGCAACACCGCCAUACUAUGACGAACAAUAAUUCAGAUAACUCUACUGUAAUGGCUCUUUAUCUUGCUAGUUUGGUUGACAAUGUGGAAGCAAGAGAACUUGUCUUGGACCACAGACCAGCCACCAAACCCAUUCAAGAAGGAUAAGGUAAAGGAAGUAACUACUCGUGUAUUAUUUUACAUUUGAAUAUCAGGAUUUCUUGCAAGAUUAGUUAUGGGAGUUCGACUACAUUGGACUCGUUCAACUGUUUGUGUUUGUGUGGUUAGAUUUGACAUUGGUUUUCUGGAUUCUAAUUUUCAUGACACGUGAAUAUAUGUUUUCUUCCAAAAUUCUUUCUUGAAUAUAUUGAGACAAUUUGCUGCUUGAAAA